AUGGCAGGAUCGGCUGGCACGUGGCUGCUCCCGCAGUGGACCUUGGACAUGUGCGUGCUCGACGGCGUCGACCCGAGCGUGCUCACGAUGGGGACGAGGCCGGGGAACAAGACCGGGCGCAGGAUCGGAGUCAACUUCGCGCGCAUCGGGCUGCCCAAGUUCGCGUUCGGGCCCGUGUUCAACAGCCUCAACCUGAAGUACGAGGGGUUCAUGGGGAGGAUGACGGAGACGGGCGUGACGACGAGCGUGGGGCAGUUCGUGUCCGUGGACCCGAGCACGAGGGAGGUCGGCAUCACGAUCAUCCUCCCGGACGUGAUGAGGAAGCUGGCCGGCAGGUCGGCCCUGCGGGUCGCCACGGUCGCGAUCUCGGUCACCUUCGGCGCCUUGACCGACGAGAUGGGCACAUGA
Cladophialophora psammophila CBS 110553 is the source of this 408-nucleotide messenger RNA. RefSeq lists its product as uncharacterized. Lineage: Eukaryota; Fungi; Ascomycota; Eurotiomycetes; Chaetothyriales; Herpotrichiellaceae. The transcript has a single exon. The coding region runs from base 1 to 408 and encodes 135 amino acids. The record is from RefSeq and is a predicted model, not a curated record.